ACGCACGCAAUAGCUAUUAAUAUUUAACAGUCACCACCUGAAUUUGACUCAGCAGUGUCAUCUCGGCUUUACGCGCAAACUCAGCACUGAAAAAACAUCUUUGUUUUCUUUUUUGGAAGAUAAAAUAAUCGAGACGUUUUAGUUUAAAAGGGCUCUGCCAACACAGGCAACGUAAUUGUAUAGUUUAGACUAAUCGAAAAUCAAAAUGAAAUAAAGAAACAUCCGGGAUGUAAUUUUUUGUUUAACCAAAUAGGUAAAGCGCAACGGGUUUAUCUGAAGGUCUAGACGCGCGGGCGAAUCUCGGGUGCUUGUAGUGACAACAAGAGAGAGGCGCGCGCGGAAAAAUAUGGAGUUGAAUUCAGUCAUUUUAACCACUGGAGCCUCUGUGGGGUUUUUCAAAUGUGUAAACUAUGGAAUCGACAAACUUCCUAUCCCCGAGACUGCUCAGAGGAACGCUUGGAAAUGGAAAAACAUCUCAACGUCUUUCGUGCACAGCCUGAUAACCGGAGUGUGGUCUGUGCUUUGUUUUUACAUACAUCCCCAGAUGGCUGAGGAUUUGAUAGCGACAUACUCUGUUUUCUCACACGCCCUGGUAUCUGUAUCAAUCGGGUACUUCAUUUAUGACUUCUUUGAUAUGGUUCUCAAUCAGAAGAUUGGUCAAUCAUGGGAGCUCCUUUUCCAUCAUUUAGUGGUGAUCACCUGUUUUGGGAUCUCUGUGCUGAGCUGUCGGUAUGUGGGCUUUGCAGUGGUGGCACUGCUGGUGGAGAUCAAUUCCAUCUUUCUGCACCUGAGACAAGUGCUGCGUAUGGCCAACCUGGCCAAAUAUACAUUCUAUCGCGUCAACAGCAUGAUAAACCUGGGCACCUACGUGGUGUUCCGCAUCAACACUUUGGCUUGGAUGACCCGCUGGCUGGUGCUCAACCGUGAACACAUCCCCCUGUUCAGCUACACCAUGGGCAGCGUAGGUCUGGCCAUCAUGACCGCCAUGAACAUUGUGCUGUUUUACCGCCUUAUGAGAAGUGACUUCAUGAAGUCAAGCCGUGAGAAGGAGGUCAAGAAGGAGAAGGAGAUCCAGGAGUAGGUCUGACGACUUGUACUCCAGCUCGAACCAAAUCCACUCUCACCUCCACUAUUCCUUGACUUUGGAUUGCCAGCAUCUGAUGCUCAUGGUACAUGUUUCAGUUAAUUUCUAAGGUUAGAAAAACAACCUUUUAUUGACUUCAUUUCUAGUAGACCGGUUUGUUGUCUAGAUCAAACUCUGUCAUUGUGAGCUAAAUCACUCAUGUAGACCUCAAGCUGUGCAAAGACAUUAUUUUGGUGGCAGUUGUCACAGGUUUACAGAUGUCAAAAAACAGGAAACAUAUAUUUACAUGUGAAAUUUCACUCUUAAAUACUCCUGCAUGAUUUACACAAUGACUCAAAGGAUUUGAGUGGAUGACUUUCAUUAUUAAAUGGAUAGUUCACAUAAAAAUGGAAGUCUGUCAUCAUUUAGUCACCCUCACACCUGUAUGACUUUCCUUCUUCAAUGUAACACAAAAGGGAUGUUAGGCAGAAUGUUAGCUUUAGUCACAAUUCACUUUCAUUGUAUUAAAAAAAAAUGCCAGUGAAUGGUGACUGGGGCAACAUUCUGCUUAGCAUCUCCUUUUUGUUUGUGUUUCACAUAAGAAAUAAAGUCAUACUGGUUUGGAACAACAUGAGGGGGAGUAAAUGAUGACAGAAUUUUCAAUUUUGGGUGAACUAUCCCAAAGGAACUGGAUCUGUUCAUAUCAUAUGCUAAUGCUAAUCUACCACACUCAACUGACCUACUAAAAAUUAACAAAGAUUCAACUUAAAUAGGAACUGCUUGCGUGAUAUUAUAAAAAUAAUUAAAUAUAUAUAGAUAUAUAUGAUUUUUUUUAUCCAAAGUUGUCUUGCAAAGACCUUAAAAGUUGGUUUAUUUAUUAAAACUAGCAUUAAGCUAAAAUGUGUUGUCUGGCCUCAUUAACGCCUACACCUGCUACCUCAUGAGCUUGUAGCAGUUAGUAUCAUCAUAUUUCUGUAGUAUGCAGAUAUUGAAUUUGCUAGAAUGCCUCAGAGCUGGUUUUAAUUUUCAAUGUUUCUGUACUGACAAUGAAAUAAUGCAGUUAAAAUUGUGUGAUCACUGAUAUGAAGUGCCCAGCAUUCAGUACUGUAUUCCACCUUGUGGGGAAAUCACUUAUACUCGGUUGAUGUACUAUUUUUUUAAAUGGAGGACCUGAUUCUCGAUGCUGGAGCCAUCAACACAGUUAUCAGAAUUAAAAACACUCCUGCUCAUUCUUGUGGAAAUGACAUGAACCAUCUGAAAUCUGACAGCUUCAGACUGUCAUUGCACAAAUCAUGCCGUAGGUGGCACUACAUACACACACAACGGUGACCUCACGUUAGUUUUUGCUAAUAUUUAGUGUAUAUAGAGAGGCAGCAGCACCUAUAUUGCGUAAAAUGUGCUGAACAUUGUUUUGAUAAAGCUUUGUAAUUUCAUUUCUUUUUGUUGUAUUUUUUUAUGUUUGUAAUUUAUUUUUACUUAAUGUCAUUAAUGGUUUGUGGUUGAAUGUUUCUUGCAAAAAAUCCCUUUUAAAAACAAUGCGAAAUGGUGAAACACUGUCUUGUGCUAAAGGGGGUUUUGAUGGAGAACACGGAAAACAGCCCAGUUUAUGACUUGGAAACAGGUCAGACGUACUAGUAAAGGCAUUUAUACAUGUGGGAACUUUGUUUAGCCUUAUUUUAUACAACCAGUGCCAUUGAGAUUGUAGAAGGAAGUCUGACUGGGCAAGUGUGGCCUGUCUUUGCGGCGGGAAAGAUGACACAAUGUAACCACAUGUAGCAUCACCAACUUGUGCCACAAAACUAUUGUUCUCGUCGAACCAAAGUUUAUUCAUAAUGAUGUUUCAUUCAGAUGUAAUUUACAAUACUCAUCCCUGUUUUUUUUUUUGUUUUUUUUUUAUUACUGAUUGAAGGAGUUAUAAACAAUCAAGGAAAUAAACAGCAGCUAAUGUUUAUGUUUAAAUAAAUGAAACCUUUACAGGAACUUGACUGCAAGUAUAUAAAAAAUUGAGUGUUCAAUGAAAAGUUUGUUGAAAUUGCAAUUUACAUGUAUGUUUUUAUUUCUUCAUUAACAGUUGGCAGCUUCAGCGACUAGCAAUUGUGUUUGUGCUCCUUUAAUGAGAUGACUAAGGCAAAUGUGUAACUGUUAGUGAUUUGAGAGAAUGUGACUUUUUGACUUUAAAAAAUAUGUAAUUUCAGCAAUGUGGUUGUUCUUUAUUUGAGAUUGCAAUUCUGUGAUGUGUUUGGUGAAUGGUUGCUACUUUUAUAUUGUGGAUCAGAUUUAUGAGCAUGGUCUUGCAGUGUCAGUUUUCCAAAGCUAUAGGUUAUUAGAUUUAAACAUUGCCAAUUGUACUGAAUUAAUAGAAAUCCCAGUUGGAAAAAAAAAAAAAAAAAGAUAUCCAUACCCAAACCACAGUCCCAGUGCCCUCAC
Myxocyprinus asiaticus (Chinese sucker) is the source of this 3490-nucleotide messenger RNA. RefSeq names its product TLC domain-containing protein 2-like. NCBI's taxonomy places the organism in Eukaryota, Metazoa, Chordata, Actinopteri, Cypriniformes, Catostomidae. Bases 347 to 1081 code for a protein of 244 amino acids. Gene Ontology annotation, cellular component: plasma membrane. The record is from RefSeq and is a predicted model, not a curated record. Gene Ontology annotation, biological process: phospholipid homeostasis; regulation of membrane lipid distribution; plasma membrane organization. The transcript has 4 exons.